Molecule: messenger RNA, 1307 nt
Organism: Euleptes europaea (tarantolino)
Lineage: Eukaryota; Metazoa; Chordata; Lepidosauria; Squamata; Sphaerodactylidae
Product: acyl-coenzyme A thioesterase 1-like
Exons: 3
Coding region: 1-1251 (416 amino acids)
Biological process (GO): acyl-CoA metabolic process; fatty acid metabolic process
Molecular function (GO): fatty acyl-CoA hydrolase activity
Source: RefSeq, a predicted model, not a curated record
AUGGCAGCCAGGAUUGCGGUCCUGCCUUCUCCCGUAUGCCUUUACGACGACCCCGUCCAAGUGACGGUCGAGGGUCUCUCGCCGCUGCAGGCGGUCACCCUCCGGGCAUCCCUGGAGGACGAAACCGGAGAGCUCUUCCAGGCGUCCGCUUACUACCGAGCCGACGGCAACGGAGAGCUGGACCUCACGCGGGCCGCGUCGCUGGGCGGCAGCUACGCCGGGGUGGAGCCCAUGGGGCUGCUGUGGUCCCUGCAAGCCAAGACCCCCCUUCGGCGGCUGGCGAAGAGGAACGUGCUCACCCCUUUUUGCGUCGCUUACGAGGCGCACGAGGGGCACGGGGCGGGCGGGCGGCUCCUGGGCAGCUGCGUCAGCCAGCGGCGGUUCCUGGCCGAAGGGGCGCGCAGGAUCCCCGUGCGGGAAGGCCGCCUCAAGGCCACCCUCUUCCUGCCCCCAGGCCCUGGACCAUUCCCAGGACUCAUCGACUUAUAUGGCAGUGGCGGGGGUCUUGUGGAAUACAGAGCAAGCCUUCUGGCAAAUAGAGGUUUUGCUACACUGGCCCUUGCAUAUUUGGCCUUUGAGGAUUUUCCAGCUUUCCCAGCGUUCUUUGAACUGGAUUAUUUUGGUGAAGCAGUAGAAUUUUUGCAGAAACAACAGCAGGUUAAAGCUUCGGCAAUUGGAGUUCUGGGGCUAUCUAAAGGGGCUGAUAUGGGCCUGGCUCUUGCGGCACUGUGGCCAGGCAUCAAAGCAGCUGUCAGCAUUUCUGGCUCUGGUUUCAAUUCUUUUAUCCCCCUGCGAGCGAAGGGGUUAACAAUCCCUGCCCUCCCCUAUGACCUGGAGAAGACAAAGGCUGUUGGUGAUGCUGUGGAUUUCUCUGAAAUCCUGCCUGAUCCCAGAGACCCAGACGCCUUGGGGUGCCGCAUCCCAGUGGAGAAAUCCUCAUCCAAAUUUCUCUUCCUAUCUGGGCAGGAUGACAGGAAUUGGCAAAGUGAGCGCUACUGCCAGGAAGCUGUUCAGCACCUUCAGCAAAAUGGACGUCAUGUGGAGUUCUACUGCUAUCCUGGGGCAGGGCAUCUCCUGGAACCACCCUAUCUGCCUCUGUGCCGGGAGUCUAUUCACAAGCUAUUUGGGCUAGCUAUGCUCUGGGGAGGAAAAUGGAAGGAACAUGCGAAAGCGCAGGAGGAUGCCUGGCAAAGGAUACAGAACUUUUUCAGGCAACAUUUGCAGGAUUCUAGCACCAAGAGUUAUUUAUAGACUGGGGCUUUUGUGUGUUUGUGAAGCGCCAGUUAUGAAUGUGAGAAUAGAGCAUA